Messenger RNA from Bactrocera oleae (olive fruit fly), 7807 nucleotides. The record is from RefSeq and is a predicted model, not a curated record. NCBI's taxonomy places the organism in Eukaryota, Metazoa, Arthropoda, Insecta, Diptera, Tephritidae.
GGUGUGUAAGUUCGUUUUGUUCACAUAUUCUGACUAGAAUAGCAUUUUCCAAUAUUUUCUAAACAGAAAGUGAGAAUUUACUUAUUAGAACAAACAAACAUAUCUAAAAGAUAUCCACAAUCAAUAGGCAUACAUAUAUGUAAUUCUAAUUAAAAUUGAGAAGAUGAAAAAAAAUUGUAUUGAAUUAUAAAAGAAACAUGAAAAGAAUAAAAAUGAAAAUGGAAAAAUCUAUAACACGAAGUGGAAAUAAAGAUGAAGUGUGAAUGAAAAUUGUGCAAAGUGGAGUGGCGAGCGGAGUAGAACUGAAAAAGGAAAUAAGCGGUGCGUGGAGUGAAACGGAAAGAACCGUGAAGUGAUACUGCCUUGUAAAAGAUAAUUUUAAUUUAAAAAUAGGAUAUAUAGAUAUGUAGACGAUUAAAAUAUAGGGCGCCUGUUAAAAUAAAUACAAUCUUGAUUUGAAAAAUGUGAAGAAAUCUGAUUCUUUAGGUUUUGCUUCGUUGAUUUGAAUCCCUUUUGUCACUUGAGGAAGUACCUUCUAUAAUAAGAGUGGCUGAAAAAAUAGAUAUGUAUAUAAAUAAAAUGCAACAAACAAUGGAGUAGUAAUGUAAGAUGCAGUAAAACGGUUGUAUUUUGUGGUGUAAGUGGGGGGCACAGUGCCUGCAGUUACAACAAUAAAAAUAAGCUUACAAAGAACAGACAAUACAUAUAAAGACUCUCAAAGAAAAACCUUUCGAGUGAGGAUUGUACGUUGAUCUGCAGGUAGACCGGCUGACCGUGCCAGGAAGAGGCUGCAAGAUUAUUACAAGUCUGAGAAAGCAAUACGUACCGCAUAGUUGGUGAUGGCGGCUGUAAAGACUUGAGCUUGUAAUUGGGAGUAGAGCACCGCACACGUCAAAAACGAAUCAACGAAUCUCACAUUUCAAACUCCAUGACAUCUACGCCUCAUAGCCAAAAUGAAGCAUUCAAUAAUUAUCGGUAAUGUAUGUGACAUGCUGAAACAUAACGUAAACUAAGCGAAAUCAACAAAGUCAAAAACCGAUACAUACGCUAAGAAGUAAAAGCGAAUAAACUCAAACAAUUUGUGGAUAGAAAAUGUCAAUGCUGCCAUUAGCGGGCAGUGCCUCCGGUACCCAUCUACGUCCACUAUCAUUGACCGGCCCAGAACGUGAACCUGUACAAUUUACGGUUAAGUUGGUUGGCGCACCGCCCGAAGUCGAGCAGCUGGUCGAACAAAUCAAACACGUAGCCGAACAGUUUCUGUAUCAUUGGAAAACCUUCCCAAUCGUACUCCCGCAACCGCUAUCCGCAACAACACUAGUACUGACCGUCAACAAUGCAACGAACAGCGCCAGUAACCGCAACAAAACGCGACCGAUUAAUUUGCGCGACCUAUUUAUAGCGCCGCCCUUUGAUGAGUUGGAUGCCGUUGCAUCGGAUGGCAGCGGUGAACCGCGACGCCUCACCAAUUCGCAGCUAAAGUCAUUGCGCGAGUCUGGCUUGCAAAAGGAUAAAUACGGCAAGCCAAAGAAAUUAACUUUGGAACAAUUGGAAACAAUACGUAAAAAUGGUGAAUUCGAUGUGCCCAGUUUGCACUUUCCCGGCCAAGUGCAUAAGUGGCGACUGUCGCAGCUGCUGCAGAAGGGCACAUUGCGCGCCCAUGAUUCCUUCCUCAGCGACUUGGCGCUGGCCGCACGUUUUAUUGUUGUGACGGCGCGUGCGCGCAUUUUUGGGCACUUCUUUUCGGUAGUACACGCCGCGCAGGCGCUUCUAGAUGGUAUCAUCAAGCUGGUCGAUAUGUUUAUCGGGGUGCCGGCAUUGCUCGCGCAUAACUUGGAUUAUAAAAUCAAGGAAGAGCGCUGCCGCUUUCUAAUCGCGGAGCUUGUGUGUCGCCCCGAAUUCGAGGACUGUCUGGAUGGGCUGUGUUCGUACGUGCGCAAAAUGCUGCGUCGCGCUACAAUGGAAAAAUUCGAUUUCAAUAGCUGCGAGGUAAUACAACCGGUUCCGUAUCUCUUUCUCACACCCAAGGGUCAGGAGAUUGAUUUGCGCCUGUUCUGCCGUGACGUCAUGCGCAAAGCAUUGCCGGUGCUUAUCGGCAUAUUAGAACGCGAGACACGCGGUUGGUUUCUGCACUUUCGCGAACGCCUCAUUGCAGAGCUGCGCGCCAAAAAGCUCAGCGACAAGGAAAUCGAGGAAGAAGUAAAUGAUGCGGUUAUGAAGGAAUACCUACAACGCGUCUACUCCUCCAUACUCUCGAACCCCAAAUUGGCGGAGCUAGGUGAUGGAAUUCCUAAACUUCUGGUUCAACAGGCACAAUCCGUUGUGUUCAUGUACAAGGCGAUGGACAAAGUGCAGAAGGAUAUUAAGCGUACACGCGAAGAUCAUCAGAAAUGUCUUGCCAACGAUCAUUCGGUUUUGUCGCGUGUCGCGCCUUGGCUUCGCUCGAAAUUGCGAAAAGCUGAGGAGAGCAAACUCAGUAAAUCUGCAUGGUCGGCACAUGAGGAGGCGCUGAAAAUGUGCACCAAACAUAAUUUGUACCAAACUGCCUAUUUUCUUAGUCGCGACUUGGCAUUCAUGAAGGAGCGCGAACCAGUUCUACUCAAAGAGCUUAAGAAUGCGAAAACUCCGACGCGCAGCUUCCAAUGGGCUUGCCGCAUAUGGUCGCCGAGUGCUUGGAUAAUACGACGCAACUUUCAAGGUCAAUCGGAUGUGAUACCAACAGUAAUAAGUCAGCAGGCUACCUCGAUCGUAACGCCACGAUCUGAUCCCAGUCAGCCAGUAUUCUUGGUGGAGAAGGAAAUCAUACGCACAACCAGCACGCGCUGGCCACUUUGGCGUUUACUAAAUUUACUGCAACGCACCUGGUGUUGGACAUGGAACAUGAUGUUUCUGCUCGGCAUACUGGUGCCCUGGUGCAGUCCAUUAGGGUUGCGUGCGCUCUUCUGUGUGAAGCCGUUCAUGCCGGACUUGGAGCUGUCGCAAAUCAAUGGCACUCUGUUUCCGCGCAAGACCAGCAUCACGCAGACGAUGGCCUCACGCUUGAUCGAACUCUGGCGACACAUAUCAAAAUCACGUACACACUUCGAAACGGAACCGGACACUGGCUUCAUUGGCAAAGGACUGACGCGCAACUUAAAUCGGGUGUGGAAUUAUUUCUUUAAGGGUUUUCUCGGCACUCUUAUCAUAUUAUUCGCAUUUCCGUUGAUUUGCUUAGCCACCAGCUUUCUCAGUAUUGCAUUAGCGCUGACCGCGCCGCUUUGGAUUCCUAUAUUUACAGUGCUUUUGCAUCUCUAUAUGAUACUCGUUUACGAUUUGGACUGUCCGGAUAACUUGCGCAAUCGUUAUUGUAUACUCCUGGAGGCAGUUAUUUGGAACGUUAUGAUACAGGGCCUUUUACAACCGGUUGCAGCUGUUUUGGUCGCUACGUUCUGCUGUCCACUGGCAUCGACCAUAAUUUUAGUUGUUGGAGUGGCCCGCUUCUCGCUCCGUCUGCUAUGGGAUUCCUUGACAUUUCACUUGUUCAUAAAAAAAUGUGGCCGUGUACCGGCUUCCGAUAGCAUUGCUGUGAAGCGUAUAGCUGGACCAGGCCUAGCGCUCGACUACUAUUUUAUCAUCAAACCCGAACAAGCUUUGGCAGCUUUUGAAGCGAAAAUGGAGUUGGACGAACUUCAGGCAUAUCAACACGCCAUGGAGCGCAUCAUACUGCAGCCGCAGAAGGAUUUCAGUCAAUUCGUAGAAGCUUGCUUUGGUCCAUUCUCAGCGCAGCUGGCGAAGACAGGGCCGUAUAUGACACUGGAUCGUGAGGCACACGAUCUAAUGAGCACCCUACACGAGAAGUUGGAAAAGCGGAGACGAGAACUGCAAACCUCGCUGACGACACAGGUGAAAACGCGCAUAAAAUUGAAUACCAAAGAGUUGAAGAUUGCCAUACAACUGGCCGCCCAUACAUUGGAGAAAUGUUAUCCGUCGCAUGUUAUUGCCAGGCUAUCCAUUAGUGAGGAUGACUUUUGGGAUAAUAAGGGCCUCAGCGUAAACGAUUGGCCCGGUCUGGCCGGUCUCAUGUAUACCGAAAUAUUUAGCUUAGAUUUUCUAACGCCAUUGACUGAGAACGAUACACAUUUUAAACUCGAACCGCAUCCCUCGCUCGACUUAACGCGUUACACAGAAAUGGUACAAAACGCUACCGAUGUGAUAGGUUCCAAAGGUUUGGAUUUGCUGGGUAACGUGUACGCGCCGCGUGGUAAUGUGCAAGUGCAUUUGCCAUUUCUUGAAGUGACGGCCUUUAAUCCGCGUUCAAGAAUCACGCUCAACUUCAGGAAGCCGGAGAAGAGAGACAUGUCCGUCGGCUUAACGACACCACGCGUGCGCGCUCACCGUUCGCAAAAUGCGAAAGCGCCAGAGCCACUGAAACCAUGGCGUCCAUGGAAAAAGAAAACGGACGGGAAGAGCGUCACGGAGAAAUUGCUUAUACCGUUACCUGUGCCGCAUCCUGUGCACAUUGCGAUCGCCAUACACAAUCGUGACUCCGAGAAUCCUAUACCGCUCGACUCGGAACUCGUCUGGGAAAUUCUCAAGUCAAUCGAGGAUUGUCAAGGCGGUGAUGUGAUGGCCGUGCAAUCAGUUGCGCGCUAUCGCGGUGUGGUAACAGAAUCUAGUAACGACUCGUUAGCCACUAGUAGCAGCAUUGGCAGCACACGCGAUUCCGGUUCCGGCUCAGGCAUCGUUGGCAACGGCACCGAAACAUUGCCCUGCGUUAACCGUGAGGUUUGCACACAGGUAAAAGUGUCCGAGGAGCCCGUACAAACAUCCGGUUUUCAUUGGACGCUUAGCAAUUGGGGCGCCGCGCAAACGGCGCGCCGGCGCACUAACUCGAAUGUACGCGUCGACUUGGCCAGCCCUGAAGAUAUAUCGCUGGACACAGACAGUUCGCGCGCCGUCUUCAAUGCAUAUGGCACAACAGUAUAAGACGAUCGGAAAGUGAAUAAGACGGAAUGCCUGCGAGAAGCAGCUAAAGUUAGCUAAUAAAUUAUAAGAAUGGUUUUUGAUUUACAUAUAAAUUGGCAAGUAUUUUAUAUGAAGCAUAUAAAUGCGAGCCAAUGAGUGGUUUUGUAUGUAAAGUAGCCGUAGCACUGGCAGCUGACGUCCAUACAACGAGUGUCAAUCGCAAAACGAUCACGAUACUUUCAUAUGAUCAUGCGCAUACAUUUCAUAUGCAUUCGUUCAUAUAUAGUAUAUACAUAUAUAUGUGUUGAUGGAAGAUUCACAGUAGUUAUAUACAUACAUAUUAAUCAACAGGCAUAUAUAUUUGUAUAACAUAGCAUAUACACACAUUAGAUUUACAAUGUGCAACGUGCAUACAUACAGCUAGUACUAUAUGGAUAUUUUAUUGUACAUCCAUAUAAAGCAUCUAGUCGUGCAAACAAAAAGUAUAUAUUAAGUGAGCCACCUCAAUAUUUUCGUUGACAUUGUAGUUACUCUUCUUUCAUUGGUUUUUUGUUUUACUCUUUAUACAACUUAUUUUCUUUCUGCGUACAAUUUUUACAAAUUCGGCAUUUCCUUACCAGAAAAUAGCGCGUAGCUCAUGAAACGAUUUCAUAUAAAUAAUUUCUUGUUUUUAUAUGCCACGAUGGCAAUGAAAACUAAUUUUCUAUUUGUGUCCAAAGGAAGAGGUGAAUUUUGAUUUUUGCGGGCUGUGUACAUUCGAUUAUCAAUAUUUUGUUUUUGUUAUAAUCGGACACAUAUGUUUAUCAUGUGCAACAUGACAACAGAAUUUCAAAAAAAUUCAAAAUUCACCUUUUCCUUUGAACACACCUCGUAUGUAGUUACUAAAAAGCAUACAUAUUUACUCAAAUGAACUCGAAUAUCGCACUUAUAUUACAUAAUCUUUUUUUUUAUAAUUUCGCUUGUAGCUCUCUUCUAUAGCUUUAAGGCUAUUUAAUAUAGAGUAUUUUUCAAAGCCAUUUUGUUUGUAAUGCCGUUAGAACUCUACUUAUAUAAAUGUGUUAACACGAAAUACUAUUUUUUAUUUAUUUAACCACCGAUUUUUGGUUUUAUUUUAGUACAUCGCAAAUAAAUGGUCUCGGUUUUUAAUUACCCCCUUUUAAAUGAAGAACUUAAGGGUUUUUAAUAAAUUAUGAUAUUUUACUCUUUGCAGCUCUGUUUUGAGCGCACAUUCAAUAUCAAUUUCACAUAAAUUUCUUUUACGAUUUUAUGUAUAUUUUCGAAAUACUUCCAUUAACUAUCAUUUAAAGCAAUCAGAAGUACAGCAUUUCGUGAAUUUCGCAGCAAACUAGUUACGUUUAUUACUUACGAAAAUGAAUGGAACAGAAAAAAUCGAUUAUCUAGCCGUAGUCAAAACGCCCUUAUAAGAACGCAACCAAAAAUUUGAAUGAGAUUUACAUUUUAAGUAGCAACAAAACUAACAAAAUAAUGUUAAUUCUAUAUUAUUAAAUUAUCAAUACGAAUUCUAUGUACGAAUAUAUUAUACAUAAAUACAAUUUGGUAACAAAUGAAAAAACAAUACAAAAAAUAAUAAUUAUUAUGAAAGUCUAAAGAUGUUGGUCAGUAGCAAAUACACAUAAGUAAUACGACAUUUACAAUUUAUAUACAAGCGAAGAAUAGUUAUACAAAUAUUAUACAUAAAAAUAUUGAUAGAUAUUUACAUAUAACUAUUACUAGCCCUAGCCCUUUCCCCCGUCUGCUCUUAUCACCUAGCUUUGCUUUCCUUUCAAAGGUCUCCCCAGCACCUCAACCACGCGCUGUGGUAAUAAAAAAAAAAUCAAUUUAGCUUCGCAAUAAACUGAAUAUAAGGCUAUGUCAAAAAUUAAAUUUACGAACUUUUAACUAAUUGCAGCUGCAUAUGUGAAGUAUGAAGUUUAAGUAAAAAUUUUUGCAAAUAAUAUUUAUAUUUAACGAGAAAUAUGCUAAUUAUGUUUAUACCAUAUAUAUGUAUGUUGUUAGCAGCAAAACAAAAAUGUAUGAAAAGAAAAGUUAAUAUGUGUGCAUACAUGUUUACACGUUGGAUAAAUAUUAUGCAUGAACUAUAUUUAUUGGAAAGGAAAGGCACAACACAUAGUAGGACGAACAAACGAAAAAACAACUUAUUUACAGUAUAAUCCACCUGUCAAUCAGUCAUUUUCAUCCGCUAAUUCCCACAAACAAUUCUACAUACUUCUAUUAAAACAUAAACCUGUGUACAAGUAUUUUAUUUAUACAAACAAUUCACUUUGCCAUAGUUGUAUGUCUUUUUAUAUUUUAUUUUAGAAUAUUCUUCUUCGCACCAAAUAACAAAUGCAAUUUUUGAAUUUAAUGUACAUUUGUUAAAACUUCACAUUCGCUAGUAUUACCUGAGUACAAUGCAGACAACACACACACACACACACACAUGAGCAUAAUAUUAAAUAACACAUAAUUUCACACAAUUUUCUCCAGUGUUAUCUUAUAUUAUUUUUUUACACCUAUUUAUAUAUCAUACACGAUUUUUUUGUAAAUAAUUUAAUAUUUUACAACUUCGAAAUACGACCACUACUAUAUAAUAUAUUGGUUUAUAUUUACACAUGUACAUCAUAUAAAACAUAUACAUACAUACAUACUAAACAUAUUAAAAUAAACAGAUAUUUACAUUUAAGUGCAUAAUGACGAAGAAUAAAUAUUAUUACUGCAAAAUGAACAAAAAGUUGAUACAAAUUUAAUUCUGAUAGCGAUUUGCAUUAAUGUAAAAGCGAAUGAUUUACUCGUAAAUGUGAAAUAUGGCGACGAUUUCUAAUAAAUUGUAGUGUUAUGAAUAUAAUGUUGCAAACAAUAUAAAAAA